Molecule: messenger RNA, 4663 nt
Organism: Oncorhynchus masou masou (cherry salmon)
Lineage: Eukaryota; Metazoa; Chordata; Actinopteri; Salmoniformes; Salmonidae
Product: glycerophosphocholine phosphodiesterase GPCPD1-like
Exons: 19
Coding region: 1068-3077 (669 amino acids)
Biological process (GO): glycerophospholipid catabolic process
Molecular function (GO): glycerophosphocholine phosphodiesterase activity; starch binding
Source: RefSeq, a predicted model, not a curated record
GCCGUUAAUGCUGCUCAUGUCACACGGGCGACAAGAAGAAUCGCGUCGCAGUAGCUCAAAACGUUGUCAACAAGUAUGCCAAAUCUACCACGCCGAGCAAGACCUGUCUGCUGAUGAAUUAAGGUAAAUUGAUACCUUCUGUGAUAUUUUAGAUUUUUUUUUUUAUGCGAAGAUAUUGCUACGUUGUAAUGGUUAUUUCAGUUUUUGUAGCGAGGGGAAACGUCAACUCGAUGUUGUGCUACAAUGGCUAGCGCGUUAACGUUAGUAACGUUAGGUAACGUAACUGCCGGUGUUAGCUGCCUGCCCGAGUUGGCGCAAAAGGCGUAACUAGCUAAAUCGUUUACGGUAAACAACUGGUUUGCAUGACUAGCUACAGUAGUGUCUGUUUUGCUGACUAAUCCGGAAUUGGGCUGUCUGCUCGGACAGAGUAACAGUAGUGGAGUUUGUGUGCACUAACUCUGCCGUGGCUCGUUGGUCCAAGCCAGUGAUUUGUAUAUUGGCCAAAGCCUAUGGGGACAUUUUGUGCUCGUUUUGAUUUCAUCAGUGUUUUAAACAUUGGCUAAAGGUAAUGUGAACUGAAUGGUUGUGUCAUAGAAAAAAAACGUAUAACAUCUACUCAACCUGUGUUAACCUCAGAACCUUUUAUUUUCUGCUUUAUCCCCAAAAAAUAGUUUUUAUUUUUAUUUCCCCUGCUCUGCACCAACAAGCCAUGGGGUUAACUCAUUUUCAUUUUAGGACCACAAACUGGCGAGUUCUAUAGAUACAUCAGUCUUGGAUGCUCUAAUACUAGCUUUUGAUCUGUUAUCUUAGUAGCUAACUAGCUAGUCCGAGUGGUUGUGUUGAUGUGGGCACUUUUUUUAGUCAUAGAUUGAACCAGAAUCUGGCUUUACAGGAGAUGUUGAAUAUCCAAGGCCAUAUUCUGGUCCAGUCAUAGAGGUUCUACUACCCAGCACAGCUUUGUUAAUCCACUAAAUCUAUGCCUACAUUUAUGCCUGUUUUACCAUUAAGUUCCUGGUUUUCCAGCUUGAUUGCUCCUGCAAUUGUCCUUGUUUGUGCCUGUGUCAACUAUGGAGACAACUCAAGUGACUUUGGCAGUUAGGGGAGACACAUCCCCAGGUGAGGUGAUAGCUGUGGUUGGUAGCUGUGAAGCUUUAGGAGGCUGGUGCCAUCAAAGAGCUGUGACCCUACAACCUGUUCAACACGAUGGCACAUUGUGGAAGAGGACCGUCAGUGUGCCCAGAGGUGCUGUGCCAACCUAUCGUUACUUCAAAGGCCACUUCCUGGAGUCAAAGAGUGCAGGUGGUCCCUGUCAGGUGAUAGUCACUAAGUGGGAGACCCAUCAGCAGCCACGUCUGAUGAGCCCCACAGAAUCGCACCUUGAUAUUGACGAUGGCCAGUUUGGAUUCCACAACGGCUCAGUGUGUAUGGACUCUGGGUGGCUGACGUGCCAGACAGAGAUCCGUCUGCGUCUGCACUUCUCCAAGACGUCUCCCGUAUCCAUCACCAAGAAGAAAUACAAGAAGUCUCGCUUCAGGAUCAAGCUGACGCUUGAGGGUGUGGAGGAGGAGGAUGAUGAAGAUGAAGAGCAGUGUGCAGCGUCGUGGCACAAGAUGACCACCACGCUGGAGACCAGUAUGAUCAGUGGCGAUGGGUACAAGUCCCGUCACUCCCAGCCUGAGUGUGGUUACGCCCUGGAGGCCUCACAGUGGACAGAGUACAUCAUCCACACCAUGGACCCCGACAACCUAGAACUCACCUUCGACUUCUUUGAGGAAGACAUGGGCGAGCACGUGAUGCCAGGGGAUGCCCACCCAGGGACUGCGGGUACGGCCUGCCUCCUCUCCUCAUUCUUCGUGGAGAGUGGCAAGGACACUGGCGUGGUCACUCUGCCCAUCAUGAAACGCAACUCCAGACAGACCCUGGGCAAAGUCCGAGUGGACUACCUGGUGAUCCGUCCUAUCGAGGGACUGCAGUGUGACAUGAGCUCCUCCUUCACCAAGUACUGGAGGAAGAGGAGUGCCCCCCUGGACGUUGGCCACAGAGGGGCCGGGAGCACACACGCAGCCAAACAUACCAAAGUCAGGGAGAACACCAUUGCUUCGUUCAAAAGUGCUGCCAAUCAUGGGGCUGCCUAUGUGGAGUUUGACGUCCAUCUCUCCAAGGACUGUGUCCCCAUCGUGUACCACGAUCUCACCUGUUGCAUCUCCACUAAGAAGAAAGGAGACAAGCUCUCUUUGGAGCUGUUUGAAGUGCCGGUCAAAGAUCUCACAUACGACCAGCUACAGCAGCUCAAGCUGGGCCAUGCUUCUGCCUUGAAGGUGAACGACCACAAAGAUGACGACGACGAGGAAGAGGUUGACGAACACCAGCCCUUCCCUUCAUUCUCGCAGAUCUUCCAUGCAGUGCCUGAAAAUGUGGGCUUCAACAUUGAGCUGAAGUGGAUUUGUCAGAUGAAGGAUGGUUCGUGGGAAGGAAACCUGUCCUCGUACUUCAACAUGAACCUGUUCCUGGACAUCAUACUGAGCUGUGUGCUGCAGAGAGCCGGCAAGAGACGCGUCGUCUUCUCCUGCUUCGACCCCGACGUCUGCACCAUGGUUCGUCAGAAGCAGAACAAGUACCCCAUCUUGUUCCUGACCCAGGGCAUCUCUGAGACCUACCCUGAGCUCAUGGACAUCCGCUGCAGGACCACACAGAUCGCCAUGAGCUUUGCGCAGAGCGAAAACAUCCUGGGUAUCAGUGCCCACACAGAGGAGCUGCUUCAGAACCUGGAGCACAUCCGAGAGGCUCAAUCUAAAGGCCUGGUGGUGUUCUGCUGGGGAGACCUCAACAACGACCACGACAACAGGACCAAGCUAAGGGAGCAGGGCAUCGACGGACUCAUCUAUGACAGGAUCUGUGACGACCAGGUUGAGCAGGCCAACGUCUUCAAAGUGGAGGAGCAGCACACUCUGCAGGAGACUCUGAAGAGCUUUGUGUGCUCCUGCUACUCCAUCCCCUGCCAGGCGCCUGUCUGUGCCGCCAACUCCAAGGUUCACAACGGCAGUGCAGAGUCCGACUCAGGCCUCAGCUCUUCCUGAGCAACUGUCUGCUUCUGAAGGUUGUCUCUAGAUAAGCAUGCUCGACAGGACAGAAGCGGCAAUGAAUAUAGGCAGAAUUUAUGAGCAAGUGUAUUUUAGAAAGCCCCUUUGUCCUUUUGGAGCAUGGCCAGAUAUUGACAACCCCUUCCCGAACUGACGUCCACUGAAGCAAUAUUCAAGCUGUGUCCAGAUGUUUUCUCGCAGCUGUUUGUUUUAACUGGAAGGAGGAGGGUGUUUUGCCAAAAAUGGCAUCUGGUGUUUCUUAUUAGGACUUCAGUUGAAAGACACUGGGAUAUGCACCUCAGUUGCAAUUUCACAAAGGAAUCCACAUGUCUUCACUUAGAAAUGAAUGCCUACUCAAGGAAUUUAUUUUGAGCUUUAUAUUUCAUUAUGCUGAUUUGCGAAAUAUAAAUUUGAAGGUAAAAUAUACUAUAUAUUAGCUUUUCCAGAUUGAGCUUUUCUUAUUGGUGACAUCUGUGUACACGUAUUGCAGUUCAUGACUGAUAACAGCCCACAGUUUGCCUUCAGCUUGCUGGUUUAAUUUAACUAGGAUGUAGUUUUAUGCGGAUAAUGAUUUACCACACUAGUCUUACUUUUUUGCAUCUGCAUUAUGGUUGUCCGCAUAUGAAAUAAGCUAGCAUUUUACUGUUAUUUUUGUUAGAUUUACUCAUCUAAUUUUGAAUGGCAGUGCCGACAAUUCAUAAUAGAUUUUCAAGAGAAUUUGGGACACUGACCAAAACUCUCUCGCUCAGGUGAUUUUAUUUUAAAUUUGAUGUGCAUUUUAUUUUUAAUUCAAUGGUGCAUUUGAACUCGUGCAAACUGCUUUGUAUUCGGACUGCCCUAAGCUAUGCCAUUAAUGAAGUGUCAUUAUUGGAUCACCAGAUAAUGAAGUGUUGCUACGGGUGCCUAAAUCUGAACAGAUUGAUUUAAUAUUGCUUUAAUGACCUGUUGAAUACAUAUUUGGUUUUUGCUUUCAGCAACCACUUUAAAAUGUAUGGAUGAGUUGUGAGCUCAAUGUUCACCAUUAGGGAGGGGUAUAAAGGUAACCCUUUGUACUGGCUAGAUCUAAUCCACUUAAUAACUCACACUCUAGCUGAUUUGAAGGGAAGUAACGGUGUUUGCGCUACACAUCAGAAAGCCUGGCUGGGGAAGUUGUAUGAAUGAACUAGUCUGACUGUCACUUGUUUGUCUCGUCAUACCUCACUCUACUUAAUGCAAUAGAAGACCAAGAUUGUUUCACAUGGCACAGUUUCCCUGUCACAUUGCAACUCAUUUUUCCUACCGGAUGUAUUUUGUUUGUACAGUCUUUUCUUUCUUUUUUAAUGCACAUUGAAGAUGUAACAGUCUAUAUUUCCUAAAUGGUGUACCGUGAUAUAUCCCUGAAACAGACACAAGCACUGUCUGAGUUCGUUAAGUCAAAUAACUUUUGAGACUCUUACCCCUACCUAGGUGUAUGGAGUCAUGAUGCAUGCCCUUCAGAGUGCUAUGGGUGACUGGAAUUGAGGGUCACUCAUGUCACACCCUUGAUACUGUCAGGACAAUGCUAGCUAACUGAUAUGAAAUGAAUAAAAGUAUUUAAAAACAUA